Molecule: messenger RNA, 618 nt
Organism: Drosophila pseudoobscura
Lineage: Eukaryota; Metazoa; Arthropoda; Insecta; Diptera; Drosophilidae
Exons: 2
Coding region: 114-560 (148 amino acids)
Source: RefSeq, a predicted model, not a curated record
UUGAUUUCAUUAUUACGCCAAACCCGAUCCCAGUGGGCUCUUUUGAAUCAUUCACUCACAUUCCGAUCUAGGAAUAUUCCAAUCGAAGCAGUACGAACAGCAGCACUUCCAUUAUGUAUUUUCGUAAACGAUUGCCGAAAAAGCAUGGCCCCAGGCUGUGCAUCGGCAAGUCAUCGCUGGACGGCCUGGCCUUUAAGCUGGAUAUUUUCAAACAACGCCAUGGCAUUGGCAUCAAGGCAGUCCUUGCCAGAAAGAAAUCGUUGAAGCCUUUCCGCAGACACCGGCUGGUCCCCACUGUCCGUGCGACUGGCGAGAGAGUCCAGCGAGAGUCUGCAGUUGAGGAGGAGUCCACUCUGGAGGAGCUGGGGAAGGAGCCGAAUCGUAAGCCAGGAUUCUUUGAGCUGCUCCUCAUCGUGGGCCUGCUGAUCUUGAGUAUCUUCAGCCUCUCCCAAGUGGCCAUGAGCGGGUAUACGUUCAUAUCGAAGAAAUACCUCAUACUAAAGGUAUUGGGCUUGUCGCAUUUGGCCAACGUUUCCUCCAACAACAUUUAUAAACAAUAAACACAAUAUACAAUAUUUCGUGCUAUGUAACUGAUUAAAUGAGCAAUUAUUCGAUGUA